Molecule: messenger RNA, 3664 nt
Organism: Triticum aestivum (bread wheat)
Lineage: Eukaryota; Viridiplantae; Streptophyta; Magnoliopsida; Poales; Poaceae
Exons: 14
Coding region: 66-3113 (1015 amino acids)
Biological process (GO): lipid metabolic process
Source: RefSeq, a predicted model, not a curated record
GCUCCCUUCCUCCGCUCGACGGACCGCCCUCCUUCCCUCUCUCUUCCUCACCCACGCGUUCGCCAAUGGCGACGACCCUGGUGAGACGUGUGGAGUCGUGGGUGCGGGACCAGGGGGCGCGGCUGCCACCCUGGGUGCCACCAAUCGCCGUGCCGCGGUGGCCCUGGCCCCCGCCGUCGGCGCCCGCGUGGCCGGGCGACCGCCGGCGCCAGAGGGAGCGCAUGUUCCGCGAGGAGUUUGAGCGCCGCCGCAUCCAGCUUCGCGAGCUCUGCCGCGCCGUUCGCGUCGACACCAUCGCCGAGCUGCAGGAGCUGCUCUGCGCCAUGGUCCUCGCCGAGUGCGUCUACAAGAGGCCUGUUUCUGAGAUGAUGAGAUAUAUCAAUAAGUUCAAAUCUGAUUUUGGUGGAAACAUUAUUUCACUUGAGCGUGUUCAGCCAUCCUUGGACCAUGUACCACAUCGAUAUCUUUUAGCGGAGGCUGGUGACACUCUAUUUGCUACAUUUAUCGGCACAAACCAAUACAAAGAUAUUAUUGCUGAUGUGAAUAUACUCCAAGGAACCAUAUUUCACGAGGAUACAGCUCAGGAUUUAGCUGAUGCUAUUGACUCUGAGCAGAACAGCGACCAAUUUGGUGAAGAAAACAUUGGGGUAUCCUGUCGAGAAAAACCAAAACAGUUCGGGAAAUCAAAACCUGCUGCACACCGAGGUUUUUUAGCUCGUGCUAAGGGAAUCCCAGCACUGGAGCUAUACAAACUUGCACAGAAAAAGAACAGAAAACUUGUUCUUUGUGGUCAUUCGCUUGGCGGAGCGGUAGCUGCUUUGGCUACUCUUGCUAUAUUAAGAGUACUAUCCUUGUCGUCUCCAACUAAAGAGGCUAACAGGCUUCAGGUGAAGUGUAUCACGUUUUCUCAGCCACCUGUUGGGAAUGCUGCAUUAAGAGAUUAUGUUCAUCGAAGAGGAUGGCAAUACUACUUCAAAUCGUACUGUAUUCCAGAGGAUGUGGUGCCCCGUAUUCUGUCACCUGCGUACUUUCAUCACUACAAUGCCCAAACACCCGAAGCAUCUUUUGCAAAUAGAGUGGAUGCAAGAUCAGAAGAAAAUAAGAAAACAAGCACCGAAGGUGCCAUGGAUAACAAUAGGGAACAACUUGUUCUUGGUGUUGGCCCUGUUCAAAAGUCACUCUGGAGACUUUCAAAGCUUGUUCCCGUUGAAGGAGUGCGGAAGAGUUUAAGUGUACUUAAAAAACAAGCAAAUAUUUUUGAAAAGGCAUCCACACAGUUGGAUAGUUAUUUGCAAUCGAAGGUUGAUGAAUCGGAAGAAGAGCCGUGGUCUCUUGAAAUUCAGGAAGGUUCAGAAGGGAUUGCUCUUACCCCUUUAUCUGACAAUCAUGGAGGGACCACUGAAGAAAACAAUAGGACUGAAAAAAUUAAUUCAUCUAAAGUUGGAUGUUCCAAGCGGUGGAGUAGAGUGCCUUCUUUGCCUUCAUAUAUACCAUUUGGUGAGCUUUACCUGUUGGGAGAUUCAUCAGUUACUACACUUUCAGAUUCAGAAUACUCGAAGAUGACGUCGGUGCAGUCUGUUAUAAUGGAGUUAAGAGAGCGUCUUCAGUCACACUCGAUGAAAUCCUACAGAGCCCGCUUCCAAAAAAUGUAUCAUGUGUGCAUGUGUGCAAAUGCCCCCCUUUUUACGGGCAUCGAGCAACUACAACAAUUUUCGCAUCUACAACAGCUACUUGGUCUGACAGCUACUGAUUCUGUUGAACUUGGUCACAUUGUGGAGCCUCCUGCCAUUAGAACUGCGACUUCUAUUCUUCCUCUUGGAUGGACUGGCCUUCCUGGUGACAAAAGUGCUGAACCGCUGAAAGUAGAUAUAAUUGGACAUGGUCUGCAUAUGUGCACUCUUUUCCAGGCUCAGAUAAAUGGAAGCUGGUAUUCAACGGCCGUUGAAACCCUACCAUCAACGACAUCAUAUUCAUUGGAUCAGGAGGUGCAACCUACAUUGCAAAAAAUGCGGAUUUUAGUUGGACGUCCACUAAAGCAGCCUCCAAAUUACACUAGUGAGGACUUUAUGGUUCCUGUGGUCACAGGUGCUAUGAAUCCAGAUUAUGGAGUUGAGCCCUUUGAAGAUAAAGGUUGUUGCAAGGGUUUGAAUGAAGUUAUUAUAUAUGGUACCUGUGAUUUUGUAACAAUAUGUAAAGAGGUCUAUGUUAGGACCCGGAGAGUGCGAUUGCUUGGACUAGAGGGCGCGGGUAAAACUUCCUUAAUAAAAGCAAUGUUAGGGCAACUUAAAGAAAGAAACAAUGCAGUCCUUGAGUGCAUACAUGUAGACUUGCAUGGCAAGGCAGUAUCAAAUGGAUUGUGCUACUUAGAUUCGGCAACAGUGAAGUUGCAGGACCUACCUUUAGAAGUUAGGCGCUUCAAAGAAGAACUGCAGUUAGGAAUGCAUGAUCUCAGCAGGAAGACUGACCUAAUUAUUGUUGUGCAUAACCUAGCACAUCAUAUUCCGCAGUAUUACCAGUCCAACUCUUCUGAACCUCAGCCAGCUCUUUCACUUCUUUUGGAUGAAGCCAAGGUUCUUUGUGUUCCCUGGAUUCUUGCAAUAACCAACAAAUUUGCUGUCAGCGUGCAUGAACAGAGCACAUUAAUCAGUUCAGCUAUGGAAGCAUAUAAAGCUUCUCCUGAUAACACCAAGGUUGUCAACUCUUCUCCAUUUGUAAUGCCAAGUGCUAAAAAUAGUCUGCAUCCCAUCAGUUCUACCAGUGGCGAUUUGGAGGAGGAUUCUUUCGGCAGAGCCGCUUUUCACCCAGUAAACUUUGCGUUGUCACCAUUUCAUAGGAAGGACAUUGUUAUGCAUGUGGAGGGUGUUUCUGCCCUUCAACAGCAUCUACAUCAAGUGAUUGUGAGUAAUGAAGAACCAGCUUUUGAGGAGCUUGCUCGUGAGAAAUUGUCCCUGGAGCUUGCAAGAGAGAAGGCGGUGUCUCGUCAAGCAAAGCAGAACACACGAAAAAGAGAUGGAUCUGUCACAGCUGCUGCAGUAGGUGCAUCACUUGGUGCAGGCCUGGGGAUUGUAAUGGCUGUAAUAAUGGGAGCUGCAUCAGCCCUGCGGAAGCCGUGAUGCAUUUAAUUCGGUUGUUUUAUUAACGUAUAGUUGUAUUUCAUGCUUGUUAUUGAAGAACGCCUAGUAGACGGCACUAGUGUAAGAGCAUCUACAACCAGGAUUGCCUAAUUUUGAUCCCCAAACAUCCGCAGAUGAACCCGGUCACUCGUUUGGGCCUACAUUUAUGUAUACAUGCAACCUGUCCGUUACAUCCUUUCUAAAUUAUCCGGUUAAAUGCAUGUGAAUGGUGGAGAUGAAGAGGGAAAGAUAAAAGAAAAAAAGAAAAAGAAAAAGUGAUUCAGGAUGGGUCGCAUCCUACUUGAAAGGCUGCCCGGGCAUGCCCGAACAUCCCUGUAUUUGGUGUGGAUAUGGGGAUUUACGGACAACCUGAUCAUAUAGGGAUAAAAUGGGGGUUCGGUUGGGUGGCUUUUUCCCCCCUCUCUCGUCUGGACAGUGACGGGAUGGCGAUUGGGCUCUUUGAUAGGACAUUUGAGGAGUCCGGUUGUAGAUGCUCUAAACAAGGGAGAUAAUCGCUCCAAUUCAAAAUAAUUGAAGUUUUAUAUUUGUUC